Messenger RNA from Acanthopagrus latus (yellowfin seabream), 1245 nucleotides. Its product is annotated as phenylethanolamine N-methyltransferase. Gene Ontology annotation, molecular function: phenylethanolamine N-methyltransferase activity. The record is from RefSeq and is a predicted model, not a curated record. The transcript is spliced from 3 exons. Bases 1 to 870 code for a protein of 289 amino acids. Gene Ontology annotation, cellular component: cytosol. NCBI's taxonomy places the organism in Eukaryota, Metazoa, Chordata, Actinopteri, Spariformes, Sparidae.
AUGGAAGAAAAGAAAGAGAACGGAGUAGCGGCCAUGGCAGCCUGCUACCAGAGAUUUGAUCCGGCAGCGUACCUGCAGUAUAACUACACUCCACCACGGGCUGAUUUUGACAGAAAGGACAGCAUUGUGCCGUGGAAGCUGGCGUGUCUGCAUAGAGCCUUCAACGAAGUACAUUCACUCCUCCUCAGAGUCUUGCUUCUAUUUUCUCUCUUGUUUCCAGGCGACGUGAGCGGUGAGCUGCUGGUGGACAUUGGGUCGGGCCCCACCCUGUACCAGGUGCUGAGCGGCUGUGAGGUUUUCGACAAGGUGCUGCUCACAGACUUCCUGGAAGUCAACAGGCAGGAGCUGAGGCACUGGCUCCAGGACGAGGGCGGCUGCAACCUGGACUGGACGCCCUACCUGCAGCACGUCUGCAAGCUGGAGGGGAGACGGCCCUCAGACUGGACAAAGAAAGCAGCCAAGCUACGCCAGGUCAUCACAGACAUCCUCCCCAUCGACGUGCACCGCCCUCAGCCUCUGGCCCGUGACGCCCUCCCUUCAGUGGGGGCCGACUGCCUCGUGUCCUGCUUCUGUCUGGAGAGCGUCAGCCCAGACUUGGCCGCCUUCACCAGGGCCCUGGGCCACAUCGGGAGGCUCCUGCGCCCCGGUGGUCACCUCCUGCUCAUCGGGGCCCUGGGAGAGAGCUACUAUUUUGGAGGGCCUGGGGUAAAGAUCCCUGUGGUCCCACUGAAUGAGGCGCAGGUCUGUGAUAGUUUGAAGGAGAGUGGCUACACACUGAUCAGGCUGGAGGUUUACACGCUGCCUCAGGACAUGAGGGUGGGGGUGGAUGAUGUCACUGGGGUGUUUUUUGCGAAGGCAAGAAAGGAUUAAGUGGGAGUAAAAAGGGAUUAAUGUUGAAAGUGAAGAGCUAUCCAUCUAGAUAAAGAUAUUAUAGAUGAAGCUGAGGUGAACACAUGGUUUAGCACACUAACAAUUCUUGGCAGAGCUCUUAUUAUUUCCUUACAUAAUUGGUAAUGCUUAUAAUAAUAAUAAUCAUAAUAAUACCCAGACACAUUAGGUCGCUAAAAUGCUAAGACAUAAACCCGCUGAUGAAAUUUUUUUUUUUCUUCCAUCUUAGUGAUUGUCUUUUGAUUGGGCACGUACAUUUGUGAUGUCCCCUUAAGUUUCCAGAGACGCUCUCAGUGUUAGAAAUGUAAUCACACAUCGCCUCCUGCAGUUCAAACACAGCAACUACAGCACCAAGAA